Molecule: messenger RNA, 696 nt
Organism: Penicillium verhagenii
Lineage: Eukaryota; Fungi; Ascomycota; Eurotiomycetes; Eurotiales; Aspergillaceae
Exons: 3
Coding region: 1-696 (231 amino acids)
Source: RefSeq, a predicted model, not a curated record
AUGCAAAUCAUUCUUCCUCUGCUUGCCGGCGCCAGCCUGGCUACUGCUGGCUUGAUCAGCGAACGUUCAACACCCGUCAAGAGAGAUGGCUGGGGUGGAAGUGUGUCGCUCGGUCCGUCGAAGUCCACCAUCGUCAACGCGGUCACCACCAUCAUCCCCGGCGCCGCCCCUUCGACUCAAAAUGGAGAGCUCUUCCUGUGGCCCGGUAUGUCCAAUGGAACAGGCGAUUUGAUCCAGACAACCCUCGAGAGCUGGCCCAGCAAUGAGUGGUGUGGUGCAACCACUGGCCAAUGGUGUGUGCGUGCCAGUGUAUUUGGAUCAUUUGGCCAACUCGACGGCACUGGAAGUCCCGUUAGUGGAACCGAUCAUGUGCGGAUCGAGUACAACCUUGAGAGUGAUGGAGAGACCUGGAUCCAGACCGUGACUAAUGACGUGACUGGAGCCCUGUUGAGCACCUACUCAAUUGCCGCUGGACCGUACAUGACUGGAUACGGCACUGGAACCGAGUGUGAUGAUGACUGCACUGGUACCAUCGCUGCUCAGAAGUACCUCAAUACCACCAUCACCCUCAAGGCAGCUGACACUACCUUCGGAAAUACUAUCGCGACGGCUGCCGGUGCCAGCUACACUGGAUUGGCCUCAAGCCAAGGUGGCAAGGUUUGGACCAUUGAAACCAUGAACAUUCCUGCUAUGUAA